ACUGUCAAUGCAUGAAAUGAAGGAAAGGAAACAGCACACGCUUAAUUACGUGCUAGUUGGAAUCUGUCUCCUGACUGUUGGAGGAGAAAGGGGGAGACAGGUUACAUGGGAAUAGCCUGUAAUAUCGGGACUGGUGCUUUCUUUAUUUGGGACGGUAGUGAUUCGUUAGUUUGACAUCUCAGUGCUUUUACAGUUUGUGUUAUUGUGGGGUGGACGAGUAGAUCCAUGUUUUCGGGUAAAGUUAAAUUAAUAAAAGAGAGACAAUGCGCAAGGAAAAUGUUUUCACGGAGAUUAAAGGCAAAGCUGAAAAAUGAGACUUCUCUACUGUUGCAGCAAAACUAAUUCCGGUCAAAUUGGAAACAAGGGUGUUGAUGAGGUGACGAUCACUUUUUUCCCUCUUUUUUUCCUGUGAAGCUGCGCAAAGUAGUGCCCUUUGUUAUCGCUCGUUUCCGCUCAGGCUGUUUCAUAUGUUGCAUUCAUAUAUUUGUUUUUUGGGUUAGAUCGCCUGACGUCUGCGUUAAAAUGUCUUAUAACCUUCAGCAACCAGGACUCUGUAUUUUUGCAUUGCGGUGGUAGCUCUCACGUGAGUUGGCAGCAAAAACAGGAUUUCAUAACAUUAUGUUUGAACACACAGAGGAAAAAAUAUAUUUUAAAGAUUUUUUUCGUUAUUUUGUGUAGCUUGAAGGUGGUUUAACGGUCAAAGUGCGUUAGUCACUAGUAAUGCAAGUACCAGAAAUUAAAAAAAGAAAUGGGCCAAAUCUAGAUAAAAGAGUGAUAAACGGGCUGUGUUUCUAUCUGGCUGUUAUUCCUGUGGUAAGAGCCCUUUUUCUGGCUGGAUACUUUGUCAUAUCUGUUGGCGCUGCCUCUGAUGUCACUGAAUGAGCAGUGCGGGCUUCCAGUGCGCACCUUCGGGGACGCAGCAGUGGCACAGCCAGUGGAUUGUGCUGUGCGUUCGCCAACUACCCAGAAACCUUUUGUUUCUCACGUUUUUCCUCGCAUCCGGAUUUCAGUCCGUGUUUGCACUUCUGCUCAUCCGCCUGGGUUUAUUCCAAUGAACUUUUUUGGAAGCGGGAAAGCAGUCGCCAGAUAUUCUGCUGUCUUGGUCUGCACCAAUUUAAGUUGAGCGGUCAGUUUACGCCCAACAGCAGCAGCAACAGCAGUAGCGGCGGCGGCGGCAGCUUUCAGCACCAUGGAGAGCAACGUGGUGCACAUCUUCAAAGAGGACCGGUGUCCCUCGGGCCAGCCGGGGGAGUGCAUCCCAAACUUCACCUGGCAACCUUCGGAUAUCUUCAACUACACUGCCAACGGCACCUGGGAUGCUGAACCCGAGCCAAUGUCGCCCAUCAUCCCCAUCAUAGUCGCCGUUUACUCCAUAGUGUUCGUGGUGGGCUUAGUCGGCAAUUGUUUGGUGAUGUAUGUCAUCAUAAGAUACACAAAAAUGAAAACAGCCACCAACAUCUACAUCUUUAACCUGGCCGUGGCCGACGCCCUGGUCACCACCACCAUGCCCUUCCAGAGCACCGACUACCUGCUCAGCUCCUGGCCGUUUGGCGAGAUAGCGUGCAAAGUUUUCAUCUCCAUCGAUUACUAUAACAUGUUCACCAGCAUCUUCACCUUGACCAUGAUGAGCGUGGACCGCUACGUAGCUGUGUGUCACCCUGUUAAGGCCUUGGAUUUCCGGACCCCCGUCAAGGCCAAGAUCAUCAAUGUUAUCAUCUGGGUGCUGUCAUCGGCUGCUGGGAUCCCUGCCAUGAUACUGGGCAGCACCAAUACUAAUAAUGGGACUACAGAGUGUGCUUUACAGUUCCCUGAUCCCUACAUCUACUGGGACACGCUGAUGAAGAUCUGUGUCUUCAUCUUUGCAUUUGUGGCACCGGUCAUCAUUAUAACUGUCUGCUACACUCUGAUGGUCAUGAGGCUGAAGAGCGUGCGGCUGCUGUCAGGCUCACGCGAGAAGGACCGCAACCUGCGUCGCAUCACCCGUCUGGUGCUGGUGGUGGUCGCCGUCUUUGUGGUGUGCUGGACACCCAUCCACAUCUUCAUCUUGGUCAAGACGCUGUCAACAAAUGUCCCCGAGACCACGGCUGUCAUGGCCGCCUACUUCUUCUGCGUGGCGCUGGGCUACACCAACAGCAGCCUUAACCCCAUCCUCUAUGCUUUCCUGGAUGAGAACUUCAAGAGAUGCUUCAGAGACUUUUGCUGUCCCAGAACACAAGGACAAGGUGACUGUCAUGGAGUGAGCCGUGUGAGAAGCACUCUGCGGGAUCACUCGUGCCCUGCAGAAGCUCAGGGAGGUGUAAAGCAAGCUAGGCCUGUAUGACUAGCCAUGGACAUGUCCUCUAUGCCCUAUCAGAGCUGGGAGGACUCCAAUGAGCUGGGCUUAACUCAAAUCACUACAGCUAUCUGAGAUAAAAGCCAGAGUCAGGGCCAGAUUUUUAGCUCUGUAUCCAGCACGUUGGUCAAAUAAGCCAAAAACAAAUUCACUUAAAAGAUUAGCCUGGUGCUAAUCUAUGUUUUAUUCUUACUACACAAAUCCCAUGAAAAGGCCACAACCAACAAAGAUUGGAGCUUCUAAUUUUAUGUACGCUACUCUGCUGCAAUGAAUGAGUCACUAAAGCCGCUAAAAAGUAUUAAUUCCUCACUAAAAACAGUCACCAAGGAAUACACUUCAGUCGUGUUGGAGGCCACAGAACACAGAUAAUUAAGCCUUAAAAGAAUGAACAGUAAGUAAUAGUACACAGAGAUGACUUAAGUUUUUAAAAGAUGCACAGACAUGAAUGGGCUUCAGUUCAAGUUAUGUAAAAAAAAUUCUUGAGAGAAGGAUGAACCUGUUGGUGGUUUGGGUAUUUAAGUAUAAAAGAGUUUAAAGUCCCACUUCGCAGGUUUAUCAUUAAAGGCAUUAUGUUACUUUUUAUUGUUUUUUAUCUUCUUUUUUUAAAAACCAUAUUCAAGGAUAGUGGGAUGCAUCAUCAUCAUGCCCAUGCAGAUAUCUGCUAAAUAGUGAUAAGAAAUAUACAGGCAAAACACUACAUUAAUCAGAAGUCUUUUCAGAAAGCCAUAUUAUUUGCCAGAAAAUUGCAUCAAAAAUAUAACAUUGACCCCACAAACACACUCAAGAAGUCUAGGUCUGUGAAGUGGAUUUGCAGUAUUCCUUGUAUCCUUAAGCCUUAAUGCAAAAAGAAAAUGAGUUAGUUACAAAAACGAUGACAACUAAGACAAAAACCUGUCCCUGUCUAGUUGCUGUGAAUGUGGAAAUUAGCUACAGAAAUUGAAAUCAUUAAUUUUACUGCAAACAUUAAAGUCGAGUCCCAAAAGGUUGAUUCUGUUCAUCUCGAUGCAGCGUUUUCAGUGGGAGAAACGUUUCACUCAUCCAAGAGACUUCUUCAGUCUCAGCUGACUUUAGCUUUUCCCAACCUAAUAAACAGUACAUUUGCACAAUGAUUGAAACUAGCCCACUGAAUCAACCUGUUGGGAUUCGGUUACCUGGAUGAUUGAGCAUGCAUCAAGACAUUAAAGUCAGAUAUUUUGACACUGCAGUCUGUGGAGAACGACUUGCUUUUGGAGACUGCCUCGAGUGGCCAAUUGAGGAACUGCAGUUUUUGCACCUCUUCACAUUGUUGAUCGCAACAUUGCAAAGAUGAAGCCAGAUGUUUAAAGAAGAUAAACACUUUUUUUUAAACUAGACCUGUAAACUGUCUGGGCUUUCGUAUUAUCAUGAAUAAGAUCAAAGCUCUUUAAAAAACUGGAUAAAAAAAGUGACUGUCACUGAUGAUUUUGGGAACAAUGUGCAUUACCGUGUGUCAUUGUUUUAUAGAUGUGCACUGCAGUUUGGUGCUUUGGUGUUAAAAGUGUGUGAAUAGUCCUUUCACUCUGACAGUUAACUAGUGUAGAAUAUUUAAUAGCCUCUCAGGGAUUAAUCCUCUGAUAUUCACAACUUAAAACGCUGAAGAGAGUGAAUCAAAGUAUUUUCUCCUUGACCCGCUGCUUGACUUUGAUGACGGCUUCAUUGUCAGAACAUCAGUAAGCAUUGUUCUUCAGUUGUAGGUUCAGUUUGAAGCUGAACUGUAUUAAUUGCAUCUUUGAACAUUUACAGCUGUGAUGCUGCAGUCUCUUUGAGAUAACAGGACACAGUGUCAGCCUGUUCUCAUCUACUCUGAAACUAGAACCACAUGUAAAAGAAAAAAAAUGGGCAGAGGGCUUUAAGGCAACCGCCAUCAGGAUAACAGUGUAUUGUAUCUACACAACAGUGCUUUCAGCAUUUAGUGCAAUUUAAUGUCUAUACUGUAAAUUUCCUCUCAACCUGUCCCCAUAGUCUGGGCUUGGUAAAUGUGUGUUUGUGAGUUUAUGUACUGAAAUGUGACACAGAGCAUUAGAUUCUAAUGGCAACACAUCGGCUCUUUCAGCUUUACAUACAUUUUUCAUCAGCCGCAGUCAUUCUGAAUGAAACGGUUUGUUAUUAUGGCCAUCGCUCUUUCACUGCACACAAAUACCGAAAGUUUUUUUAUGGUGUGUUAAAUUCCUUCCAUUUUAGAUGGUUCAAAGUGCUUCGUAAUGGUCUAUGAUAAGUCUUUCUUUCAUCUUUGUAAAACGAUUUACUGACUCGUCCUUGUUUGCUGAACUUAUUAUUGUAGCUGUUCUAGUAGCCAUCAGGUCACCCAGAUUUAAUCAAAUAAACUCUUAAAUGUAAUGUAAUAUAUUUACCUGUUUAAACCUGAUAAAGAUAUAGUGUUAUAGCAGAAGUUGUGUUUUGUGCCUUGUUUGUGUGCCUUAUCUUCUGCAUCAGAGUUCAGCUAUUGUGCUUGUUCAAAAUAAAAGAGCAGGUAGAUUUUAGCACUUACAGUUUAAGACUUAUUGUACUCAUGUAAGAGGAUUAACAUCUUACAGCGGAUAUGUGUUGUUAUGAUAUGUUUCUCUUACUUAUUCCUCUAAUGCUAUUAAGUUAUUUGAUGCAGCACAAUAUCAGCUCAUGUAUGUCUAAUGCUGCUACUGCUGAUGUGGAUGUUUGGACAUAUUUUGAUGUAUCUUUGAGCUUUGGAUGUCAAAAACAUGUUUCACACAUGCACAACUAAGUCACAAUAAAGCUGAGAAAUGUGAGAGUCAAGGUUAAUACAAAGGAGAGCUUCAGUUCAGUCUUCAGUUAUAUCAGCGUGGGCACAAGGAAGUAAAAAUUUUUUUUUUUUAAACCUAAUAUGUCAAAAAAAAGUGGUGGGGAGACUGUAUAGCCCACCUCCUCAGUGCUUCUAUUUUUCAAGGUAUUAUUAAGUAAAUUCAAUUCAGAUAUAAAGUUUAUGUUUCCAUGGUGAACACACUGUGGGAGAGGCAGAGGUCCAUGCUUGUUGUGCUAAUUGUAUGGCACUUUGUGUAGUCGGCCUCGUGGAAGAAUCUGCACUGACUGUAGGUUCAUCCCCUGUGUGAAGACUUUAAUGAUAUGUUGGUGCUGCUUUGAAAUUUCUAUCUUUUUUAUUUAUCUUGUUGAUUUGUCUUGAUUUGUGUUUGAGCUUGUGAAUAAGACGGGGUUAUUACUAUUUGAAGGUGUGGGGAAAAGAACAAACCAAUAUUUGGGUUUUUUAAAAUUUGUUUUUAAAUUGUUAACAAUAUUCUAAUGAAUAAUACAUACUAAAUUGUUAAAACUUGGCUUAAAGAAGAUUGACAGGAUGGUUAAUGUAAAGUUGUAUAAACAGGCAGAUGGUGAAUGGACUGGUUCUCGUACAGCAUUCUACAAGAACACUCAUUGCACUUUAUACAGCAUGCCUCACCCACAGAAGCAGUUGUGCUUUCAGUGAUUUACAUCAAAGAGCAAUCUGGGAUUAGUAUCUUGCCUAAGGAUAAUCAGCACCCAGAUUGGAGCAGCCAGGGAUCGAACCACCAACCAUCGGCCUAAUAGAUUGGGUAGCUCCGCCUCCUGAGCUACAAGAGGUGGUGGCAGCAUGCGUCCUGCUAGUGUACUCUCGCUUUCACUAGCUGAUUGUUUGAAACCUAACGAUUUUUUAUCAUUUCAUUGUUUUUUAGUGGUAUUAGAACCAUUUCUACUACAAUUUAACCAUCCACUCACUGUUUAUUUAUGGUAGUUGAAAUAAAAUGUUGCCUAAUGUGAAAACUGUUUAUGUUGAUCUUAUAAAAUCAGCAAUUCUGUGACAGUUAAGAGGUUGGGAUG
Oreochromis niloticus (Nile tilapia) is the source of this 6154-nucleotide messenger RNA. It is a transcript of the gene oprk1, whose product is annotated as opioid receptor, kappa 1. The transcript is spliced from 4 exons. Gene Ontology annotation, cellular component: plasma membrane; neuron projection. The record is from RefSeq and is a predicted model, not a curated record. Gene Ontology annotation, molecular function: dynorphin receptor activity; neuropeptide binding. Gene Ontology annotation, biological process: neuropeptide signaling pathway; G protein-coupled opioid receptor signaling pathway; sensory perception of pain. Bases 1190 to 2320 code for a protein of 376 amino acids. Lineage: Eukaryota; Metazoa; Chordata; Actinopteri; Cichliformes; Cichlidae.